Molecule: messenger RNA, 1921 nt
Organism: Musa acuminata AAA Group (dessert banana)
Lineage: Eukaryota; Viridiplantae; Streptophyta; Magnoliopsida; Zingiberales; Musaceae
Product: phytoene synthase 1, chloroplastic-like
Exons: 5
Coding region: 769-1695 (308 amino acids)
Biological process (GO): carotenoid biosynthetic process
Molecular function (GO): geranylgeranyl diphosphate synthase activity; 15-cis-phytoene synthase activity
Source: RefSeq, a predicted model, not a curated record
UUCCAUGAACUCUUAGAUUCUUCGGUGCAUUCCACAGUGUUAUAGAAUCUUCGUGCGCGUUUUGGAUGGUUCAGCGGAUUACACCUUCUUGAACAGAGCGCUCCUUCUUAAGCCAUCUGCUGAGUGCUGCUUAGCCAGUCUUUAUCUGGAUUUCCACCUUUGAUGUUUGAUCGCUCUACUCCAUGCAUCGAAGGAAGAGAUCGUGAGGCAUUCUUGUGCUCUGUGGUCUUGUAAGAUGGCACUCAUGUUGUUGCCGGCGAUCGCGCCUGUAGAUAUAUCUGUUGGCCUUGGAUUUACUGAAGCGGUUUGACAAGGAGAUCGGUCACUGGGAAAGGUCUUUACGCCGAGACGAAGGCGGAGAUGGAGUCUGCAAUCACUCUAUGCUGAUUCGAAGUACGCAUGCGUGGAGUUUGAGCCGGAGAACACCAUGGGUUUGCCGCCUCCAUUAUCGAGCCUGGUGACCAGCGCAGCAGCAGCAGCAGCAGAGGCUGCAGUCUCUUUGGAGCAGAAGGUUUACGAUGUGAUUCUGAAGCAGUCAUCCCUGGUGAAGAAGAAGCCGGCGUGAACUACUGCUCUCGAUGUGAAGCCGGACUUGGCGAUCCCUGGAUCUUUGAGCUUGCUGAAGGAGGCUUAUGACAGGUGUGGAGAAGUCUGUGCAGAGUACGCCAAGACCUUUUAGCUGGGUUAGCUCUCAUACCAAUUACUUGAUCAUAUACAUUUUUUGGUCUGCAUGACAAAUCAUGAAGAGAUGGUCUUGAUUCUUCAGACAUGAAAUUUUCAUGCAUCUUUGUAGGAACACUGCUCCUGACUCCUGAGAGGAGGAGAGCAAUCUGGGCAAUAUAUGUGUGGUGCAGAAGAACAGAUGAGCUUGUGGACGGGCCAAAUGCUUCCCAUAUCACACCAACAGCGUUGGACAGGUGGGAGUCGAGGCUGGAGGAUGUCUUUGCAGGCUGCCCAUAUGACAUGCUCGAUGCAGCUCUUUCUGAUACUGUCUCGAAGUACCCUGUUGAUAUCCAGUUGCAGCCGUUCAGGGACAUGAUCGAAGGAAUGCGAAUCGAUUUGAAAAUGCCAAGAUAUCAGAACUUCGACGAACUCUAUCUUUAUUGCUAUUACGUCGCGGGAACUGUUGGACUGAUGAGCGUCCCUGUCAUGGGAAGCGCUCCCGAGUCGAAGGCGACGUCAGAGAGCGUUAACAGGGCUGCUUUGGCUUUGGGCAUCGCCAACCAGCUCACUAACAUACACGGGGACGUCGGCGAAGAUGCUAGAAGAGGAAGGAUCUAUCUGCCGCAGGAUGAGCGUUCUCGGUUUGGGCUGUCCGACGACGAGAUUUUCGACGGCAAGGUGACGGACAAAUGGAGGAGCUUCAUGAAGAACCAGAUUAAGAGGGCGAGGAUGUUCUUCAGAGCAGCAGAAGAUGGUGUGAGCGAGCUCAAUCAAGCCAGUAGAUGGCUGGUUUGGGCUUCUCUGCUGUUGCAUCAGCAGAUCCUCGACGAGAUCGAAGCGAAUGACUACAACAACUUCACGAAGCGCGCUUCUGCGAGCAAAGCAAAGAAGCUGAUGGCUCUGCCGGUGGCGUUUGGUAGAUCGCUCGUCACGCCAUCUUCUCUAAGGCAGUCAAGCUCAGCAAAGACACGAUUAGAAGGAAACCUGUGUCAUUGGAUCGAACCACCCACAUCAGAGAAGAAAAUGUUGUAAUCUUCCAUCUCAUUGAUGGGUACAUACAAUCACGCAAGUGAAUUUAUGUACGUCAAUAUGAAACGCAUGUUUGGUUGCGGGUCUCAUUUGGAUUCAGUAUAUUCUUGUUUAUUUGAUGUAGCAAUGCCACAAGGGGAGUCAAUUCAACAGUUGGAUAAGAUUACUGUUGGAGACCGUUCUUCAUCAUUUAUUUUUUAGAAAAAUAAAAUAAAAAACUAGGCUAAAA